Messenger RNA from Sparassis crispa, 2130 nucleotides. RefSeq lists its product as hypothetical. The coding region runs from base 1 to 2130 and encodes 709 amino acids. Gene Ontology annotation, molecular function: protein kinase activity; ATP binding. NCBI's taxonomy places the organism in Eukaryota, Fungi, Basidiomycota, Agaricomycetes, Polyporales, Sparassidaceae. The record is from RefSeq and is a predicted model, not a curated record. The transcript is spliced from 8 exons. Gene Ontology annotation, biological process: protein phosphorylation.
AUGUCAGACACGUCGCAGUUCGAGAUGAACAUCGCAUACGACAUUCUCUGCUCAAUUGUUGACCAUCCCACAAUGUUGAGCAUUCCUGUCCGCACAGGCAUGCAGUGGGCAGAGCUAGCGGCUGAGAUUGCACAGCAUCCCUUAGUGGUAUGGGGCAUCGGAGCUCCUUUAGACCUGUACAAGCUGCGUGCGCCAACUCCUGAGGAUGAGCUCCAGCAAGGAUUACAGAUAGGAGGCGUGGAAGAUAUCGCUGACAAAGUCAGGUCUUUCGCCGAAGUACCGCAUGACAUGACCCAGUUUCCCCGGGAUAAAGUGCAUGUCGUCGUCGUCGUGAGUCCACCGAGAAAGAUAGCCGAAGAGUUACCCCGCGUCAACCAACCGGCUCAACAACAGUCAGCACUGGUUAAACUGUUACAAGUCGUCGUCGAAAUACCCAACAAAUGGUCGAUGAAUGACGUUAUCAACAAUGGCGGUGUCUUCCUGGAUCGUAGUCAUCCGGAUUCGCAGAACAUGGUGGAGAUAGUCAACAGGUUGAAGGCGAAACGGACGUAUCAGGAAGACUAUAAUUGCCCCGCCUUUCAGAAUGUCAGAUCCCUUUCUCAUUUCUCCCAAUCGUUCAUUUCCGUCGUGGAAUCUCCCGGGACAGUGAAGGCCGACAACGAAUUCGAGACAUUCUAUCUUGUCCUCCGGCGCUUUAGCAACGAUGCGCCCCUGGUGCGAGAGGACACAUCCUCAUCCUUGAAAGCGAGCAGUUUCAAGGUGUAUUUCAUCCAUUCUCCUUUCUUCUCUGGCAGUACCCAGAGUGAUGCUUUACAGUAUAAGGAACAAUCGUGCUGGCAAUUUCCGAUGUUUGUUAUGAUGCAUGACAAACCAGGCUACAAGCGAAAGUUUCACCCGAACAGCGAUUUCAGUGUCGUCCUCCGCGGAUUCCAAUGCCCUGUUAUCCUGUCACAAGUUGUUUCACAGAAUAACGAAAUUGACCGAUAUCGCAUGUUAGUGGAAGCUAUCGUUGCUGCACGUGUGGGCAAAUAUCUCUCGAAGGCUACUUCUCAGAAGCAGUUUUUUGUGAUUGCAAUUUACCUCACAGCUUCUCUGCAAGUGAAUAGGUAUAUUGUGAGCGAAGACUCAUCACCACAGAAGAUCAAUAUCGAGCACGAAACCUUUGACCUCUGUGAUCCAAGUCGGGCAGCUGAGUUCCUCCGGGAAAUGUACAACUUGAAGUCAUUACUGGAUGAGCUUGCAGUGGAGCUUGAUGUGAAGAAAUGUGCCCAUUUGCAGGAGAUUGAGGAGGCUGCAUCGAAGAUGCUUUCCCUUCCCCGGCUGGACCACCUGCCACCAGCAGAAUCUCUGAGAACAGCGGAAGAAUAUGAUGAAUCAAUGGAGCCCAGUGAUGACAUAGGCGUAUUCAAUACCGAUGUCGUUCGUUCUGUUCUCAACCAGGCAAACUGCAAGAUCGACUUCGUCGGAUAUGGGUAUCCCCAUGUAGCUUCCGUUGUCCGAAAGGAUGCUCGUGAAACUUCGGCCGGAUUCCUCAAGUUUGUCAAAGAUGGAAAUGCAGAAGUAGAAAUCCUGCAAUAUCUCUCUCGGAUUGAUUCGCCCGCCAACCAUACCAUUCGCCCCGUUCGUGUCUGGCCUAUAGAAGGAGGCAUGAUUAUUUCAAUGCCCCUUGGAGGUGGCUGGAUCACUUACCUCGAUCUCAAUGCACAUCUUUGGGGAGCUUCGCAACAACUGUUCGAAGCUGUCGGAUUUAUGCACGAUCACGGUGUGGCACACAUGGACCUCAAACCGGGGAACAUUGUUAUCCCCCCCAUCUACGGAAGGCUGUCUAUCAUUGACUUCAGCAUUGCUGAGCGCGUCAGAGGUCCAGGAUACAAACUGAAGGGUUACGCAGGCACGAGAGGUUAUACCGCUCCCGAGGUCGGUCGAGUGGCUUAUUGCCCUAUCCGCGCAGACCUGUGGUCGUGCGGUAAAGUGAUUGAAGAGCUUUGUGAGGGUGUCAAACUAUCUUUCGCUCGUACGUGGCUACGUCAGGUCAGCACGCGCCUUAUGGACAACGAUCCAGACAAGAGGCCGAUGAUGACGGAGAUCCUUCAGGCCAUGUCGAAGGUUGGCAGUAACAGUGAGCACUAG